Cyanidioschyzon merolae strain 10D is the source of this 981-nucleotide messenger RNA. Its product is annotated as probable alpha-soluble NSF attachment protein. The record is from RefSeq and is a predicted model, not a curated record. The coding region runs from base 1 to 981 and encodes 326 amino acids. Gene Ontology annotation, biological process: intracellular protein transport; SNARE complex disassembly. The transcript has a single exon. Gene Ontology annotation, molecular function: soluble NSF attachment protein activity; syntaxin binding. Lineage: Eukaryota; Rhodophyta; Bangiophyceae; Cyanidiales; Cyanidiaceae. Gene Ontology annotation, cellular component: vacuolar membrane; SNARE complex.
AUGGGUCUGUUCGGAUCCGGUGACAAAAAGCCUGUUAGCUCGCGCGAGCGUGACCCACGCAUCGACGAGGCAUACGUGCUGCUCAACGCGGGUGAGUCGACGUUUGCCGCAGCGGAGGCGGCGGCCCGCUCUGUCGCACGUCUAUUCGGCCUCUCAUCCGCGUCUGCCAAGUACGAAGAGGCAGCCAGCUACUUCCAAAGGGCAGGAAACUACUUUAAACUUGCUAAAAAGUGGACUCAGGCGGGAGAGGCGUACCGGCGCUGCGCGGACUGCUAUGCUCACAUCAAAGACCACGAACACGAGGCGGCCUCCGCGUACGUGGACGCAGCCAACUGUCUGAAAAAACCGGAAGCCGACCCAGCGGCCGCGGUGACUGCGCUCGAGUCAGCGAUGAGCAUCCAUACCGAGCGGGGACGGUUCGGCAUGGCCGCGCGUUUAGCCAAGGAACGCGCCGAGAUCCUCGAGUCUAUCGCGAACGAGACAACCGGUGGUGCCGCCGCCGACGAGCGCGUCGCCGAAGCAUACCAACAGGCUGCCGAUCUAUACCUUGGCGAGGACGCACGUUCGCACGCGAACUCAUGUCUUGUGAAAGUUGCGGAGUACAAAGCGCUAGCAGGAGACUACGCACAAGCGAUUCAAGCGUUCGAGCAGGUCGCCAAACUCUCCCUCGAGAACGCUCUCCUCAAAUAUCAUGCGAAGGAUACACUCAUGCGAGCCGCCAUGUGCCAUUUGUGCGCCUCGGAUGAGGUUGGAGCGCGGCGGGCGCUUCAGAACUACCUGCAAUGGGAUCCGUCGCUGGCGGGGUCCCGUGAGGAGCGCUUCCUCCAGGACCUCAUGGACGCAGUGACGUCGGGUGAUAUUGAGGCGUUUACGCAAGUUGUCUCCGAAUAUGACUCGAUUAGUCGUCUGGAUCCAUGGAAGACCAGCAUGCUGCUUCGAGUCAAGAACCAAUUACGGCAAGCCGAGGAGGAUCUUACCUGA